Zymoseptoria tritici IPO323 is the source of this 294-nucleotide messenger RNA. RefSeq lists its product as uncharacterized. The record is from RefSeq and is a predicted model, not a curated record. Gene Ontology annotation, biological process: Mo-molybdopterin cofactor biosynthetic process. NCBI's taxonomy places the organism in Eukaryota, Fungi, Ascomycota, Dothideomycetes, Mycosphaerellales, Mycosphaerellaceae. Gene Ontology annotation, cellular component: cytosol. Bases 1 to 294 code for a protein of 97 amino acids. The transcript has a single exon.
AUGACCGCCACGAAGCCGCCCGCUGGGCAUUUCACGCUCCUCUAUUUCGCCGCUUCGACCUCAUACAGCCGCAAAGAGCACGACUUCUUCCAAGCACCUCUACCAAUCGCGAAGCUCUUCGACAUGCUCGACAAUCAGUACCCAGGCAUCAAGUCAAGGGUACUCGACAGUAGCGCUGUUACCGUGAAUCUGGACUACGUCGACGUUGAAGAGGAGACUGGCAAGGGUGACGCUGGCCUGAUCAUAAAAGAGGGCGAUGAGGUUGCGAUCAUCCCGCCUGUCAGCGCGGGCUGA